Messenger RNA from Brassica oleracea var. oleracea, 1221 nucleotides. RefSeq names its product homeobox-leucine zipper protein HAT1. Gene Ontology annotation, cellular component: nucleus. The record is from RefSeq and is a predicted model, not a curated record. The transcript has 4 exons. Gene Ontology annotation, biological process: regulation of DNA-templated transcription. Lineage: Eukaryota; Viridiplantae; Streptophyta; Magnoliopsida; Brassicales; Brassicaceae. The coding region runs from base 262 to 1101 and encodes 279 amino acids. Gene Ontology annotation, molecular function: DNA-binding transcription factor activity, RNA polymerase II-specific; sequence-specific DNA binding.
CUCUCAUUUCAUUCAACUCCUAUAUCCAUCCUAUUUCACAUCUCUCUAUCUCCAUCUCUCCAUAAGAACCCUAGAAGGUUGAUGUUGUCCUCUUUACACUUCCUCCACUAUCAAAACUAAAACUUUUGAGGAAAACUUGAAGUUUCUCUUGUCAUCUCUACUCACAAAAAACAAAGCGUUUUAUAUUCUCAUUUCACAAAACCUUACUUUUUGAACAUUCUUGGGUCAAAGUAAAUAUUCAAGACCGAGAAUAUAUUUAUCAUGAUGAUGGGAAAAGAGGAUUUGAGUUUAAGUUUGAGCUUGGGGUUUGCACAAACUCACCAUCCUCUCAAGCUGAAUCUCAACCCCACUUCUUCAUCCAUAUCCAAUCUCCAGAUGUUUCCAUGGAACCAAACCUUUGUUUCCUCCUCAGAUCAUCAAAACCAACAGUUCUUUACGAAAAUCGACGUGAACAGCUUGCCGUCGACGGUUCAUCUGGAGGAGGAGACGGGAUUUUCUUCCCCAAACAGCACGAUCUCUAGCACCGUGAGCGGCAAGAGGAGAAGCGAGAGAGAAGGAACAUCAGGUGGUGCUGGAGAUGACCUCGACGUCACUUUGGAUCGAUCUUCCUCACGUGGAACCUCCGACGAAGAAGAAGAACACGGUGGAGAGGCUUGUCGGAAGAAGCUUAGACUAUCCAAAGAUCAAUCUGCUGUUCUCGAAGACACUUUCAAGGAGCACAAUACUCUAAACCCCAAACAGAAGCUGGCUUUGGCUAAGAAGCUAGGCUUAACCGCAAGGCAAGUGGAAGUGUGGUUCCAAAACAGAAGAGCAAGGACAAAGUUGAAGCAAACUGAAGUAGAUUGUGAGUAUUUGAAGAGAUGCGUGGAGAAACUGACUGAAGAGAAUCGGCGGCUCGAGAAAGAGGCUGUGGAGUUGAGGGCAUUAAAGCUUUCACCGAGAUUGUAUGGUCAUAUGAGUCCACCAACCACGCUUCUCAUGUGUCCAUCAUGCGAACGUGUGGCCGGACCAUCCAACCACAACCAACGGUCUGUGUCUUUGAGCCCGUGGCUCCAAAUGGCACAUGGGUCAACUUUUGAUGUGGUGCAUCCUAGAUCUUAACUUUAUUUCGUUUUUAUGGGUCAACUUUUGAUGUGAUUUACGUUUUAGAUUAUUGACUCCCACUAUAUGUAUACUUUAAAAGCCUUUUACAUUUUAAAUUAAUUAAAUUUGAUUAAAUUA